AUGUCUUCUUUACCUUCUAAAAUUUAACUCUCCGAAUUAAAUUAUCAAAAGUAUAGAUCCACAUCUACCAGUCUUUAUCAAUGUAAAUUACUUCCAAGUCCUAGUUUUGGAGAUUAUAGUAAAUUUGAUUGA
Paramecium primaurelia is the source of this 132-nucleotide messenger RNA. Lineage: Eukaryota; Ciliophora; Oligohymenophorea; Peniculida; Parameciidae. The record is from the annotation of a GenBank genome assembly.